Messenger RNA from Cladophialophora immunda, 1127 nucleotides. RefSeq lists its product as uncharacterized. The record is from RefSeq and is a predicted model, not a curated record. Bases 18 to 1103 code for a protein of 361 amino acids. Lineage: Eukaryota; Fungi; Ascomycota; Eurotiomycetes; Chaetothyriales; Herpotrichiellaceae. The transcript has a single exon. Gene Ontology annotation, molecular function: hydrolase activity.
GUACUAUUCUCUUCAAUAUGGCUGCGACAUCCUCGGAGGUUGGUGUCCCCGAGCCCGAUGAGAACUCGCCCGUGGCCAUAGCUGCUCGCCGCCAGGAGAUACAAGCCUGGGAGCAGGCCGCCAUUGGGAUUCUCGGUCCUUGUCCCCCAGACCUGAACGAGUCGACGAUCGACAUUCGACUUUCAGACCACUUUGUGAGCCAGACCAUCGUCGUUCGGCCCGUCUCGAAAGGGCAUAAAAACGGGCACAGCGUCAAUAAGUGUCCUCUCAUCGUGUACAUCCACGGGGGAAGCUUUACCUUUGGCACGCCAAACUUUGCCCUUUCUCCCGCCCGGGCAUUUGCAUCGUAUUUUGGGGCCAUCGUCGCCUGUCCGUCCUACAAGCUGGCACCCGAGAAUCCCUUUCCAGUCCCGAUGCAAAGUGCAUGGGAGGUGGUAGCGUGGCUGUCGGAUCCACGGAACCUCAACGAUGGGGCCCUCAAGCACGAAGGGAUCGAGUUCGAUCCUUCCCUCGGUUUCGUCCUGGCGGGCUGCAGUGCUGGCGCGACCAUCUCCGCAGUCAUAGGCGGCAUUGCGUCAGCAGCGAAGGCAGGCCACGCAGAGCUCGUGCAAGGGUUACCCAGCCUUGUCUCGUCCAUCUCGGGGCUCUUCAUCUCACUCCCUCACAUCGUCCAUCGAGACAUUGUCCCAGCCAGACACGCAUCCGCUUUCCGGUCUCGCGAGGAGAAUGCCAACGCGCCAUUCAUCAACGCGGCGUCUCUGGCCAAUUCGAUCAAGAGACUCCAGACCGACUUCCGGUCACCUUGGUUUUCACCUCUCAACCUGGAUCUGCCAAAGAUCAAACCAUAUCACCCUCCACGGGUCUACGUACAUGGUGGCGACCUAGAUAUCCUUCGCGAUGAUGCGGUGAUCUAUGAACGGGUGUUGAGAGAGGAGGGCGUCGCGGAGACGAAGAUUGAUGUGCUGGAAGGCUAUGGUCAUGUCGGCUGGAUUUCGGUCCCAUUUCCUGAAGCCCACACACCAGAAAUCAAGGAAAAGGCGAUGGACGGCAUGGCGUGGAUUCUGGGCAAGGAUUGGGACAGAAACAGACCGCUUCCAUACUAAUCAGCAUUCUCGAUAGUUAUUGAU